CUCCAUUCAGCGCGAUAUUAACGCCAGGACUGUGUGUUAGAGCAGGCAAUAGCAGACUGUGGGUGAAGGAAGAACGUCAUCGAACCUUCCAAUUCGGUGUGACUCGAACGACCUGAUGGCUCUUGCAAAUCGGAACAUUCACUUUCCUCGCAAUACCAGUUUACCUUGAGCGAUACGCGCUUACUUGCAGUCCCCGCUCGGGCUAUUGUUUGGCCAUUUUGAAAUCCCGGGAGCCAUCUCCAGUCACUACGUUUUACGAUGGCCGAUUCAAUAUCAUCAGAUUUCAGCAGCUUGGACCUCGAGGAUUCGACGAGCGUCAGCAAUCUUAACACGGCCGGCACCAGCACCAACGACGAGGACCUUGAAGCUACCGUCCAGAGUCUCAUCAACCGUUGCACAACAUUAUACGAGGAGGUAGGGACAUACAUCGAGGCAGUUAUCGAACGCCAGAAGAUCACCAAGGUCCAGCAUCCGGUUGAAUAUCGCAAUCUGCGCAAUGACUUCAAGAACGAACUUGCAUUUCUCAAGAAGAUCGUCAACUCUGGCAAAACUGAAGAGAAGGUCCGCCACUUUAUUGUGUCCUCGAAUCUAACUUACUACGAGGCCUUGUGGGGCGCUGCCAAACGAUCGCGCGGACUGCAAGCGUUUCGCAAGUACUAUUUCUGGGAUCGACACAAAGCGCCGGCGGGGAAACGCACGUUGAAGGGUCUAAGUCUUGGGAGAGGAGGUGUAGGAAAAUGCAAGACGGCAGCCCUAGUCGACAUCGUUGCGGACGAGGGCAGAGAGUGGAUACGCGUGUCAACUGUGUCCGAGAAACGGAUCAUCUUCGAUCUUGCGAAGUUGGGCUGGGUCAACGACUCAGACUCAGACAACGACAUGCCUGAUGCGCGAUCGACCGACUGGGAGGAUGAAGAUGACGAGGACCAGGUUGACGUUGUCAGAAACGCCCGUGAGCUUGCGCGAGCUGCACGAGCCAAUCCUGUACAAGGGCGCCCACCGAAAGUGCGCCUUGUGCUUACACGCAUUGUGGCUGGAAAGAUGAAAGACGUGGACGCAAUCAUUGCGAAAAUCAGGGCGACUGGUGCGAUCGUGCAGUGUGCUGCAGACGUACCACCACCGCAACCGUUGCAGGCCGUCUUGAAUGAUCUGCUGGUAGACAGAACUCGCGCGCUCUCGGAUACGCUCAACAUAGACUGCACUAUCCUACUGGCGCUGGUGUCUGACAUCUCACACAAGCCCUGCCCCAUCCUCGACUGGUACCCCGGCGAGGUCCAAGCUCAGAUAAAGGAAGAAGCUGGCGAGAACCUACUACCGACCCAGCUGUAUCCCGCCAUUGGCUCACACUCCAUGGUUUGCACGGAAGAAGCGGCUGAGCAGAUGAACCUGAUUGUUGACACCCUCGCCACUGACGAAGAGAAGCGAAGAUGCCAGCUGCUCAUCGGCCAAGGCGACUGUGAAGGCCGUUCGUCUGAGGAUCUGGUCGCAGAGUGGGCUUCCAUGUCGAACCAUCCAGUCCCGACCGGCUUCACACUGCCUAUACGCAUUGUGCCGAGUGAUAUCGACACGAUUACUGAGCGACUACCCACCGCAGCAUGCAAACUGCAAGGCGAGAUGAGUCGGCUGAAUACAUCGAUCUUCUUCUAUGGCUGGGCAGAGGGCAUCACGACUUUAAGCUCGAAUCGUGCGCGCGCCCGCCAAAUUGAACAUGCCAUCAAUCAGCAUGGCCUCGAGGACGGAGAGGCUGGGCCACAUAUUUGGCUCUGCGGCGAGUCGAGGAGCUUGAUUGCGAAGCAUGGCCGUAGAGGGCCGAGGUGAGUCUGCUCAGCGACUUUGCAAUGGCAGUACUUUACAGAAUUGACGCAUAUGCCCAGUUUGCGCGUGGGCAGGCACGAGUGAAUAGGGGAAGCAACGAAUCUUCGUCGACGGUGAUAUUCACACAACAGCAACACUCUACAUCAAUACAAUCAGGCACAGAAACAUUCCGGCAUGCUUGUCUGUGAUCGUGCCGUUACCCAAAACGAACAUUAUCGCUCAGCACUACUCGAGGCGAUGCAGGUAAUCCAGCACUUGAUAUCGCUUAUCUUGCAUCACACUGUGCCCCAGCAACAAAUGCAAC
Molecule: messenger RNA, 2116 nt
Organism: Didymella exigua CBS 183.55
Lineage: Eukaryota; Fungi; Ascomycota; Dothideomycetes; Pleosporales; Didymellaceae
Exons: 1
Coding region: 259-1815 (518 amino acids)
Source: RefSeq, a predicted model, not a curated record